Molecule: messenger RNA, 4203 nt
Organism: Sesamum indicum (sesame)
Lineage: Eukaryota; Viridiplantae; Streptophyta; Magnoliopsida; Lamiales; Pedaliaceae
Source: RefSeq, a predicted model, not a curated record
AGGUCAAAUCAAAUUUACGCCUCUAAUCUUGACAUCGUUUCUCUCUUGGGUUUUCCUGGAGUCCGUCAGUUUCUGUUGAGUGCAAUACCUGAUCAUCACCCGUUGACAAGAAGAUUAUUUAGGAAUCAAGACUUGUGUGCUUGUAAGAUGUCUCGAUUGAUUCUACCGUGCAAAGGUUCGGCCUUGUCAAAGACAUGUCUCAUGGGUUUGGUCUCCUCUACUCCUCUUCGGGCAAGUUGUCGUGGUACGAGGCAUUCAGUAAAGAACCUUUGUAGAUACAGGCAACUCUUUUGUUCUGAGGCUUGUACGCGUUAUGCAUUCUAUCCUCUAUUACAGAUUGGAGGAAUCGUCAUUUGCCAUAUUACUCACUGCCUAGGGCUACAAAUAUCAGCCGGAGGUUAAUUUGCUCAGUGGCAACAGAACCAGUACCAACGCAAGUUGAAGAAUCUAUUAUGGAUACACCAAAAGAAAUCUUUCUGAAGGAUUACAAGCAGCCUGAUUACUAAUUUGAGACAGUCAAUUUGAACGGGUGAGGAAAAAACAAUCAUUUCUUCAAAAAUUGUUGUCUACCCCAGGCUUGAAGGUUCAUAAAGAUUUUUCUAACAAGUUGAUUGUGGGCACUACUGAGUUCGAUUUAGGUUGGACUUUUGAACCUGUGAUUGUCGGUUGGGUUAUUUGAAGACGUGGGCUCCUGGAUUUGAAGCUAAAAAGGAUUGCAACUUUGAGGCUAAAACACAUCUUCAUUUUGAUUUGAGUCAUUAUAUGCAAGUUUCAAGUUCAGAUGAUGGUGUUACUCUUUUUAAGAUUCUGAAAGUCUCUGCUAUCUAUUCUUGGAGCAAAAUAUUUGUUCGAGAAUGCCUGGAAUUUCAGCUUACGGCGGGUUGAGUGAUUCCAAAAAUGGAUCUUAGGAAGGACAACUCUAGAUUUGGCCAUUUGCCUACGACAUUGCGGAAUCCAUCGUCAUCAUCAUCAACAUUCUUUUCGGCAAGUCAAUCUCCUUUCUUCUCUCCGAAAUCUGCAACGUGUCGCUUGUCAACAAGUUCGGAUAAUCCAUGCCAUUCCACCAGAGUAAAUAUGGAUCCCCUGAAUGCAUAUUUGGGAAACGUGGAUUCAGAAUUCUUGACUAGCAUUAGGUUUGCUUCAACGGAAGUUAAUCCUGGUGCAGAAGCUUGUACUUCGAAUGACCGCCCGGAGUUAGAGAAUGUCUCUUCUAUGGGAGUAUAUAGUAGUGCACUAUCUAGUUAUGGUGUUCAUCGUUCGAACGAUUAUUCUAGACAUAAGGGUAAAGGCAAAAAGAUAGGGAGAUUGCUUGAAGUCUUGGCUCCUCCGACAUCCUUCUCUUCUAACAGAUUGAGGAGUUGCGAUGUCUACAUAGGGUUUCAUGGCCGUAAACCUUUGUUGCUUAGGUUUACAAAUUGGCUUCGUGCAGAGUUAGAGGUUCAAGGAUUGAGUUGUUUUGUAACAGACAGAGCUAGAUGUCGGAAUUCCCGUAAACAUAGCAUUGUUGAGAAAGCCAUGGAUGCUAGUACAUUUGGAGUCAUUAUCUUGACUAGAAAGUCUUUCAGAAAUCCGUAUACGAUUGAAGAGUUGAGAUUUUUCUCCGGCAAGAAGAAUUUGGUUCCUGUAUACUUUGAUGUAGCUCCAGACGAGUGCCUUGUCAGGGAUAUAAUAGAGAAACGGGGGGAGCUUUGGGAAAAAUAUGGUGGUGAACUCUGGCUACACUAUGGGGGAGUCGAGAAGGAAUGGAGAGAUGCUGUGAAUGCCCUUUCUCGUGUUGAUGAUUGGAAAUUAGAGGCCCAUGAUGGUAAAUGGAGGGACUGCAUACUACGAGCCGUCAGUCUUUUGGCAUUGAGGUUGGGGAGGAGGAGUGUUGUGGAUAGGCUAACCAAGUGGAGAGAGAAGGCUGAGAAAGAAGAGUUCCCUUUCCCUCAAAAUGAGAAUUUCGUUGGUAGGAAAAAGGAAUUGUCCGAGCUGGAAUUCAUGCUCUUUGGUGAUGUUUGUGGAGAUUCGGAGAGAGAUUUUUUUGAACUUAAGGCGAGACCGAGGCGUAAGAACUUAACGAUUGGCUGGGGAAGAACUAAUUCUAUAGAUGAGAAGCGAAGGGAUAGACAAAGUGAGAGUUGCAAGAGGAAGGGGAAAGAACCAGUUGUAUGGAAGGAAUCCGAAAAGGAAAUUGAAAUGCAGAACAUAGAAUUUUGUAGACCACCUCUGCUUACACCCAAGUCCAAGAGCAGUGGGAAGCAUGGCAGGAGAAGGAGAUCGAUGAAAGUUGUCUAUGGCAAGGGAAUUGCAUGCGUAUCGGGUGAUACAGGCAUUGGGAAGACGGAGCUGCUACUAGAGUUUGCUUACCGAUUCCAUCAGAGGUAUAAAAUGGUCCUAUGGGUUGGAGGAGAAAGCAGAUACAUCCGACAAAAUUACCUAAACUUGUGGUCGUUUUUAGAGAUCGACAUUGGGGUCGAGAGCGGUGCAGAAAAAGGUCGGACAAAGAGCUUUGAAGAACAAGAGGAAGCUGCCAUAGCUAGAGUUCGGAAGGAGCUCAUGCGUAACAUUCCAUUUUUAGUCAUAAUCGAUAAUUUGGAGAGUGAAAAGGAUUGGUGGGAUCACAAGCUGGUGAUGGAUCUGCUACCCCGUUUCGGUGGGGAAACACAUGUUAUUAUAUCGACCCGCCUUCCUUGUGUAAUGAAUCUCGAGCCUCUUAGACUUUCUUACCUAUCAGGGGUUGAGGCAAUGUCUUUAAUGCAGGGAAGUGUUAAAGAUCUAUCGAUUACAGAAAUUGAUGCGUUACGCGCGAUUGAGGAGAAGCUUGGACGUCUGCCUCUAGGCCUUGCUAUUGUUGGAGCAAUUCUUUCUGAGCUUCCAAUUAAUCCGAGUAGGCUGUUGGAUACCAUAAACAGAAUGCCAUCUCGGGAUAUAACAUGGAGCGGCCGUGAAAAUUUGUUAAGGCGGGACAAUUUCCUUUUACAACUUUUUGAGGUUUGCUUUUCCAUAUUUGAUCAUGUUGACGGACCAAGAAGUUUGGCGACUAGAAUGGUUCUGGCAAGCGGUUGGUUUGCACCAGCACCAAUUCCCAUACCCAUUCUGGCUCUAGCGGCCCACAAAAUAUCGGAGAAACACCAACACUGCCGCUUAUGGAAAAGGAUCAUGUAUUCCUUAACCUGUGGUUUCACAUCGUCUUAUGCACGGAGAUCGGAAGCGGAAGCAUCUUCGUUAUUGUUGAGAUUCAAUAUGGCAAGAAGCUGCACAAAAGACGGCUUCGUCCAGUUCAACCAUCUUGUGAAGCUGUAUGCCCGAAAGCGAGGUAUCACAGGACUUGCACAAUCCAUGGUACAAGCUGUGAUUAGUCGCGGAUCUAUAUCUCGUCACUUGGACCACAUAUGGGCAGCGUGCUUUUUGCUUCUCGGGUUCGGGAAGGACCCUAUAGUUGUCGAGCUCAAAGUGUCGGAACUCUUGUUUCUCGUGAAAGAAGUGAUCUUGCCCCUCGCUAUACGGACGUUUAUCACCUUCUCUCGUUGCAUUGCUGCUCUGGAGCUGCUUCGUCUGUGUACGGAUGCGUUAGAAGCAGCAGAUCAAGCAUUCGUCACCCCUGUCGAGAAAUGGCUGGAUAAGUCCCUCUGCUGGAAGCCUGUCCAGACGAAUGCUCAGUUAAAUCCUUGCAUCUGGCAGGAGCUCGCAUUAGCUAGAGCCACCGUGCUGGAAGUGAGGGCUAAGCUAAUGGCAAGAGGCGGACAAUACGAUAUAGGGGAUGAUCUGAUCCGAAAGGCUAUCUUUAUCAGAACAUCGAUAUGCGGUGAAGAUCAUCCGGACACCGUAACAGCUCGAGAGACCCUUAGCAAACUCACCAGACUUAUUGCCAAUGUUCAAACUCAUACUUCACCAUAGAUUUUUCAACUUUUUUUUGGCAGAGUUCAUAUAGUAGAAGAGUUAUAGCUCAAAAUUUUGAAUAAGCUGCUUCAUAAAUUUAAGGAAAAUUUAUACUAUUCUUACUUUAUUCCAAAGAGAACCCCUUUUUGUUUCUUGCUCUGUAAAUAACAUUUAAUCUUCCUGUCCUCAUCUUCAUUCGGAAUCUUUGCUAAAGGUGAGGUUGCUCAAGCCAGACAUACUGAGGACGGAGUAAUUCUUGGUGACUCACUAUUGGACUAGAAUGUAACAAGUGUUGUGGAAGUUGUUACUAUGUGAAUUACGACCACAUUUCUUGAAAUUCGA